AUGGAUUCUGAGAGCAAAUCGCACGGCCAUAGCAAUGCGGCGGUCGCCGACGUCAACAACACACUCCCGGUUGACCAGCACAAUGUCGCCAUCAACGCAUCAGGUCAUGUACAGGCACUGGAGCGGAAUUUCAGUCUCCUCUCCCUGGCUGGCGUCGGCCUCGUCGUUGGCAACGUUUGGCCAGCGGUGGGCGGCUCCAUCCUCGUCGCUAUCUUCAACGGCGGGCCCCCGGGCGUGCUCUACGAGUUCGUCGCUGUGUCCGUCUGCUACUGGACCGUCGCCGCCAGCAUUGCGGAGCUAGCGAGCGCCAUUCCUUCGUCCGCGGGCGUGUACCAUUUUGCGUCCGUCACGCCUGGCCGCCGAUGGGGACGCGUGAUUGGUUUCUUCGCCGGAUGGUGGAAUUACCUGGCUUGGAUCCUCGGCGCAGCCAGCAUGGCGUCGAUUUUUGGUAACACGGUCGUGCAGAUGUACGCCCUCAACCACGCGGGGUUUGAAGCGAAGCCCUGGCACGUCUUCAUCGUCUACAUCAUCGCCACGUGGAUCGCCUGCGCCAUGGUGUGUCUGGCCAAUGGCGCCAUGCCUCGGAUCAAUGAUUUUGGAGUCUUUGCGAUCUUGGCCGGCUUUCUUAUCACCGUCAUCGUUGUCGCUGUCAUGCCUGGCCACGACGGACGGCCGCCUCAUGCCUCCUCCUCCUUUGUCUGGACCGAGUGGACCGCCGACAUCGGAUACCCCAACGGAUUCGUCUUCGUUGCCGGCAUGCUUAACGGAGCUUUCAGCGUUGGUGCUGUUGAUGCGACAACUCACUUGGCAGAGGAGAUCCCGAACCCCCAGCGCAACGUUCCCAUCGCCGUGGGACUGCAAAUGAGCAUCGGGUUCAUCACCGGCUUCUGCUAUCUGGUCGCCGUCAUGUACGCCAUCAAUGACUACGACGCCCUCUUCGAGUCUCCGUAUCCCAUUGCCGAAAUUUACCGCCAGGCCACCGGAUCUGCUGCCGGCGCGACUGGUCUGCUCGCCUUGGUACUCGUCUGCAUUGGUUUGACACUGAUAGGAUUGUACAUCACUUGUGGCCGUACACUUUGGGCGCUCGCUCGUGACGGGGCCAGCCCCAGACCCGGCGUUUUUGGAAGAGUGAAUUCCAGACUGGGAAUGCCAGUGUGGUCUACCAUUUUUUCCGCUGUGUUAGUAUCAAUCCUUGGGGCAAUCUAUGUUGGCAGCACUACCGCUUUCAACGCCUUUGUUGGAAGUUUCAUUCUUCUUUCCAGCAGCUCCUAUCUUGCCGCUAUCUUGCCCAACCUCCUGGCAGGAAGGACUCGGGUCGCUUACGGGCCGUUUCGUAUGCGUGGAUGGAUCGGCUUUGCCGUCAAUGGCUUUGCCUGCGCAUACAUGCUGGUUUGGUUUGUCAUCUACUCUUUCCCUUACGCGCUCCCUACAGAUGCACAGUCCAUGAACUAUGCAUGUCUGAUUUGGGGAGGCUUCACUAUCUUGGUUGCCUUGUGGUGGCUGAUGGGGGCUAGAAAGGGGUACGAAGGCCCGACGACAACGGGGGGCAUCGUGACAGAAACGGAAGUCGGCACAGGGUCUCACCAUCUUGCAAAAUGA
Molecule: messenger RNA, 1599 nt
Organism: Colletotrichum graminicola M1.001
Lineage: Eukaryota; Fungi; Ascomycota; Sordariomycetes; Glomerellales; Glomerellaceae
Product: amino acid permease
Exons: 1
Coding region: 1-1599 (532 amino acids)
Biological process (GO): transmembrane transport; amino acid transport
Cellular component (GO): membrane
Molecular function (GO): transmembrane transporter activity
Source: RefSeq, a predicted model, not a curated record